Molecule: messenger RNA, 13986 nt
Organism: Pecten maximus
Lineage: Eukaryota; Metazoa; Mollusca; Bivalvia; Pectinida; Pectinidae
Exons: 23
Coding region: 215-4756 (1513 amino acids)
Biological process (GO): protein polyubiquitination; ubiquitin-dependent protein catabolic process; positive regulation of proteasomal ubiquitin-dependent protein catabolic process
Cellular component (GO): ubiquitin ligase complex; cytoplasm
Molecular function (GO): ubiquitin conjugating enzyme binding; zinc ion binding; ubiquitin protein ligase activity
Source: RefSeq, a predicted model, not a curated record
UUCACGUCUAACCACACGACUAACAAAAACAGACGAAGAAAAACAUCGUUCUGUCGAAAGGAUGAAGACUUCACGCUCGAAAAACGUGCAGAGAUGGAAGACGUAGGGUUUACCAACAGAUUUAUGUGUAAAUAUACACAAUAUUACACCGAAAUGAUUUGUUAUUGUUAACCCUGCCAUUUGGAACCAGAGCUUUUGUGUUUAUUGAAGCGCGAUGGGAAGCACAUCGUCAAAGUUCCGUAAACAUCUCAGUAAUGGGGACGAGGUAGCAGCCUUGAAUCUCUACAACAGUCAUAGCGAGUUAAGGAAAGCCCUUGAUCCGAACUGUUCCUAUGGUGACUCGCAUCAGCAUGAAACACCUCUUCACUACUCUGCACGACAUGGCAUGAAAAGUUUAUUACGGAUAUUUUUACGGGAACUAGGAGGAAAUCCCAACAAGACAAAUGGACGCAAGGAGACUUGUCUGCACUGUGUGUCUAUGGAGAAGCCCUGUCAUGCCCAGUGUUACCCUGUACUACGCAAGCGAGCGGAGUGUCUGCAGAUGCUUCUCAACUGGAGAGGAGCUACUCUUAAAGAUGGAGAGGUUGAGAAGAUUGACUUAGCUGCUCAGGAUGAGGAUUUGAAUACUGCAUUACAUCAUGCUGCCGCCUCAGGACUGAAGAGAUGUGUUGAGAUGUUGGUAGCUCAUGGCGCUCCAUUGUUCACGGAAAACAAAGAGCAGUUAACACCCUGUGAUUCAGCAGAGAGAUUUGCUCACACUGAAAUAGCUACUUACCUGGAAUCCAAGAUGGUGUUUUCUGAUAAUGAUGCUAAUGAUGUACCUAUAUCAGAAAUGUUACCUGUCGUGGACUCCGAGGAGUACAGUGGCCUAAGAGCCCAAGAUCUCCAGGAGGCCAAGGACCAACUGUUGGUGGAGACAGCCGACAUGCUCAGCGUGCCUCUGUUCACCGCUGACGCCCUGUUACGGAACCACGAAUGGUCCCGUGAGAUGCUCCUGGAGGCAUGGAUGAGCGACCCAUUAGCCUGCUGUGAGAAGUCUGGCGUGACCCCUCCCCCAAGUCUGUUUUCCGACCAACCCCAAGUCCAGGAGUCCCUGACCAGUCCCGUCAGCUCAGAACCUCCCAGUCCUGAUACCAUGUGUGAUAUCUGUACUCAGUCGUUCCUGUUGGAGGAGGAGCCUGUACAUAUGUCCUGUAAACACCAGUUCUGUCGCUGCUGCUGGAAAGAGUACUUGAACCUGAAGAUCCAGGAAGGAGAUGCCCAUCAUAUUACCUGUCCUGGCUUUCAGUGUGGAAAACUUGUUCCUGUAGAAAUCAUAGAGAACAUCGUCUCUCGUGAGAUGGCACGUCGCUACCUACAGUUUGACAUCAAGGCGUUUGUGGACAGUAACCCCAGCAUCAAGUGGUGUCCAUUCCCGGGAUGUGGUCGGGCUGUCCGCCUACCAGAACUGGACGGUAACAACCAGACGCCGCGACAGCUCCCUUCUGACACGUCGCGGGCUGUAGAUUGUGGUAACAAGCAUUACUUCUGUUGGGACUGUGGAGGUGAAGCCCAUGAGCCAUGCAGCUGUGAUAACUGGACCAAGUGGUAUAAGAAAAUAGCAGAGGUCAAACCCGAACAAAUGGAUGGUACAGAAAGGGACACAGAGUCGGCAGCUAACUGUCUGUGGCUGGUCACAAACUCCAAGCCUUGUCCCAACUGUAAAUCUCCUAUUCAGAAAAAUGAGGGUUGCAACCACAUGAAGUGUUCCAAGUGUAAAUUUGACUUUUGCUGGGUGUGUUUGGAUCAAUGGAAGCGACACAAUUCAAGUACAGGAGGCUAUUUCAAGUGUAACCGAUACGAGGUAUCGAAGAUUGUAGAAGAUAACGCCAACAUGGCCCAGUCAGAUGCAGAGGAGAGGAAUAAGAGAAUGCAGGAACUGAACAAGUUUGUCCAUUACUACACUCGCUUUAAGAACCAUGAGAACAGCUAUAAGUUUGAGGAGCCACUGACCAGUUCUACAAAAACAAAGAUGAUGAAGUUAGCCGAGGCUGUAACAGAUCCAGCAACAGCCAAUGCGGAGACCAAGUUUGUAGAAGAAGCUGUUGAGCAGUUGCUCAAAGCACGACGCGUGCUCAAGUGUUCUUACGCCUAUGGUUACUAUCUCGAUGGACCUGGUUACAAAAAGAUGGUGUUUGAAUUCAUGCAGACCGAGCUGGAGGAAUGUGGCGAAAUUCUAUCCCAGAUGGUAAACAGGCUGUAUUUGAGGACACCUAGGAAGCGUAUUAUAGAACAAGCCCAUGUAGUCCAAAGGAAGCGCCACGAGUUUAUAGUAGCUAUAUCCAAAGGACUGGUUCCUCCAGAGACACCUCCAGCACUCCGAAAACACCGGAGGCGCAGAUAUAGCAUGGACUAUGAAGAUGAGGAACUGCGAAAGGCCAUCUUAGCCUCGAUACAGGAUGUCGACCCAGCCAAUCCAUGGAUAAAGGAUGCGUCUGGUCGCCAUACCAACGUAAUGGCUGUUUUGGACUGGCCUGACAGUGAUGACUCGGAUAGUGACGGACAGACAAGUCAGAGAAAACAAGGUAAAUGUGCACGGGAAGGGUGUAAUAGGUUGGAGGCCAAGAACCCUCGGACAGGAGAAUGGCACCAGUAUUGUAGCCGACAGUGUAUGAAUGCUGUCGCCGUGGAGAGUUCUGACCAGUCAGAGCCUGUCCAGGAGGCUAUACUUGAUGAACAGAUGGAUCUACUCAGAGCCCUGGAGAUGUCCCGUUUACAGUACCUUAGAGACCAGGGUAUAAUUGCAGAUCUAUCCUCUACUACAGCUAGCUUAUUGGACUCCCCUGGAGCAGCUGAGGGUGGCAGCCCCGUCCCUGGGGAAGACAGUGCCCUCCCCUCCCCACAGAAACAGAGUAAGACUCUUCCUGAUAUCGCCCUGCUGCCCAAAUCUCCGAGGGCAAAAGGUAAACAGACAACAGACAAGAAAGGAAAGUCCCCCAAAUGGUCCAAAGAUGAGGGAUCACAGCUAGGAAAACCAAAUAGUAUGACAGCUAUGGAGGAGUUAGACUUUGAGUUACAGAGAGUACUUGAGCUGUCCGCCAUUAGUCCUUCUGAUUUGCCUCCUGAUGCCAAAUUAAUGUUGCCCAAAAGUGCCACACUAACAGCCCCUGUGUCACCCCAACAACCACGUCAAAUGACACCUCAGGAGUCACUUUCUCCCUAUGCUCAACACCGCCGUAAGAAAAGUCAGAGUCGAUUUGAUGAGGCGACAUCCACAGUGGUGAGUCGAGUCCCAAACAAGAGUGUGGAAGACCUACUCCAUGAUGACUGCAGCAUUGGGUGUAGAGCUCCACCACCUUCUCUGUCUACUCUGUCUUCAGAGUCUGACUCACCAAGUGAAUGUAUAGGGACAAUAUCGAAUGUGUACACAAUGCCAAAUCAGUCUGGUCCUACACCGGUCUCACUAGUCCCAUCCCCUAACACCUACCAGCAACACCAGCCGGUCGCUCAUCAACCCCAUCAGAAUCCGGGUUGCUUCGGUAUAAUCAAAGACUUGUCUGUGUCUAACAUCAACACAGGUGAAGCAGAUAAGACACGUGACUUUCAAGGCAAAAAUCUGAGUCUGUUUCGGGACCAAAAGCAGGAGAGGCCAUCAAUUAGGGGCAUAUUGGCGGCUAACACACCAGUUGAAGAUGAGGACAAUGUUUUUGUGCUGGUCAGCCCUGACAAUCUGCAGACCAGUCAACAACAGCCAUGGGCCUACCCUACAAACCUCUUCACAAGUGCUAGUAACAAACACGAAAAUCCCACCGCAGGGGACAGAAGCCAUGACACCAAACCAUCCUGGGAGAUGACUUCCUCGACGUCAAGUCUUAAAGGGGAGACGAAGGUAUUAACAUCACUUUAUGAUCACACAAAAGGUCCACAGGGAUCAGACGACUCUGGAGAAAUGUCCCUUUCCCAGAUGGCAGAAAACCUCGUUCACAUUUCUGCGGAAAUGAAGCGGAUGGUUGAGACCCACAUUACAGAUUCAACAGACUCUAAUCCAGAUUCCUCUGUAGAGGAGGAUGGUGCUACUCCAGAAAGACCUCUGGAGCUAGACUUUGACAAUUUGGAUGAACUUCUGCCCACAAGUACACUGCAGCAGUAUGUGGCCAGCCACAUGGACCAGGACACCCCUGACUCACUGCCUGACCAGUUUGAUUCUUGUGAUACAUAUCAGUUGCAAUCCUUUUUGCAUAAUACAGUUAAUGAGGAAAAGGGGUCAAAACAGCACUUUACAGAUGACAUCGGUGAGGAUGCAAAUGGUUCAAGUCCGCCUCGCUUGUUUUCAGCACGUGCAAAGAAUUCAGAUAAAAUCUUCCUACCGACAGAAACAACAUAUAAUUCACAAAUACAAAGUGCCAAUGAAAAUACAGAUGGAGCUUCAGAAACAGUGUGUGCUCCACUCCAAGUUACUGACAUAGAAACACCAGAAUUUAAUGUGGAACCAAGACCUAGAGUAGGUCCACGGGAAACACUAAUUGAUUUUCGGCCUGGACAAAUAAGCAGCUUUAAUGCUGGUCCUUCUGAACAACGUCAGGGUCAAAUCCAAAGUCACCGGAGUCGGCCGCGGAGGAAAGAAACAGUUUUUGGUGUGGAUGAUGUGGUUACGGCCGCAGAGGGUUCUGCACCAGUUGUAGAACUUGACUUGACUGUGGAAUCUGGUCCGGUGAUCUCGGGUCGGACACGGAGUGGUGAGGAUGACAGUUCACAUGGGGACUCAUUCUUCGUGUGAAAGCUUUAUACACAUAUAAUAUAUUAUAUAUUUAUACUUGAUAUUUAUAAUAACUAUUUUCCACAGGUGAAAUAAAGCAAUAUUUUAAAGUAGUGGGCAAUGAAUUUUAUUAGAACUUAAUUGUUGAAUACAGCUUAGAUACCUGCAUAUAAUGUGUACAUUGACAUCAAAUUUUUGUCAGAUCAUUGACAGUAAACUAUUAUAGUCAGUAUUUGUUCUCAUAAUCACCAUUAUACCUUCGUUUCCCAACACCUACUUUGGAGUAAAAAUGUUGAUAAAAUUAUCAAAUGUCUCAGAAUUAUCAUCUUACUCUCCUAAUAUUCCGCCUUGAUUUGCCAUUUUCAAGUUCCAUCACUUUGUUCACAAUCACUUUUGCAUACAACAUAUUGUUUCUGAUACCUGUGUAUAGAACAGUGCUUUUGAUUGGCUAGUAUUGGUCAACUCAUUGUUUUAGAGAAGCUUGUCAUUACUAACACUUCUGGAAAUUAUUUAACCAGGCAUAAUUUUUAACAGUACAUUAUCAUACUGAGCACUGAAAUUAUUAUUUUUACUUUUUAAAUUUUUGGUUUUUGAAUUAAGAUUUUGUGCAGAAUUUUCUGAUCAGUUACUGGACAGGUACCGGUAAAGAAAAGGUGUUGUAGUUAGGUGCCAAAGGUGGAGAUAUUUAAUUUAUAUGGUAAGAUCAGAUAUUUUUGUUAUUUUAAAGCUUCAUUAUAUUAUAUUAUUUAAAAUUACUGAGUCUGUCAGCAGUUUUUGAUGUAACUAUUUCUUGGGGGCUUUUAACUAUUUUUUUAUUUUUAUUUUGAAAGUUGCUGAGCUUGUAAACUAUUUCUUUGGGAUUUUAUUUUUUUACUGUAAGUUCAUAUGAAAAAUUGUACUUAUUUUAGCAAAAUGGAGCAUAGUAAUAAUUUUAGAUUUAAGGAUUUUCAUGUAACAUUGUUUUGAUUUUAAUUUCUUUAACACACCAUGUACAGUGAUAACACUGCAAGUCAUAGGUAUGUUAGCACAGGUAGAAUUUUACACAGGAAAGGUUGAUUUAUAUAAUUAUGUCUCCUAACUUUCAAAAAAGGUAAUCUUGAUCUUGAUAUUUGUCUGCUAAGCUAUGUGUAUAAAAGUGGAUGUCCCUGUAUAACGAUACAAUUUCCUCCAAAUGUAAAACUUUUCUUCCAUCACCAAUAUCAAUGAUGGUGCUAAUUUUUGGAUGCGAUAUUACAAAAUGUACACCCUAGCCAACCACUAAGAUACUUGGCUACAUUAUGUUUAAUAUUUGAUACCUAACAGUUGCUCAGACAAUGGUUUUGAUUUUGUCCAUUUCAUCAUGAAUGUAGGAAUAAAAUUAUACUCUUUUAUUUUUUUGCUUAGGUUUAUAUGUCGUCCUGCUGUGGUUUUAGAUGAGGUUUGUUUGUUCCAAAAUUAUCGGUGUGGUAGGAGUGAGAGGCUUCUCCACCCCCCAUCAAAUAUUAAAAUAUAUUUAGUAUAAGAAAUACUAUAAAAAUGGAACUUUAUCCCCACCAACCAUCAUUAAUACAAGUGCCUCUCACACUUCCCACAAAGGCAAUUCUGAAACAUUAAAUCUAUUAAAUUAUUAAAAACAAGAUACAGUUGCUAUGUACAGUUACCUGUUACAUACACCUACUUGUUACAUACACCUACUAGGUACAUACAGUUACUAAAUACAUACAGAUACUACAUACAGAUACUACAUACAGUUACUGAAUACAUACAGUUACACAUUUAUAACUAUAUACAUAUAUUAGCUGUAUGUAUCUUGGUUUUGAGUAUGAUAAUUACCUACAUGUUUUACAGUAAUGUAUACACCAUAGGUCACUUAUAAUAUUGACACACUCUGGCAGUCGAGUUUUAUUGACUAGACGUCAUCUGAAGAGAAUCACCUAAUCUGUGUUUAACGGAGAUGCUACUCUAAAUCUUGGCUCUUUUUCUCCUGUGGAAAUAUAUUUAUUUUACUGCUAUGAAUUUUAAAUGCUUGAAUCAUUCAUCAUGAUAUAUGAUAAUGUACAUGUUAUGUUGUAUCAAUCCAGGACUAUGCGAAAGUUGAAAACAAAAUCAAUGAAAGUUGUACACUAAUGACAAAGACUCACGCAGGACGAGGAUGUGUAUUCAAUAAAAGUGGUAAUUUUGGCAACAAAAAUAUUCAUCAAACUGGAAUGUGCAGUCUUAAUACUUUAAAUGGAAGUUUUCCUAUGUAAACUUAUUGCUAUCUUUGUGAAGUCAAGCAUUGUAUAUCUGAAACUUUUUCAGGAGUACAGGUAUAUAUAUAUAUAUGGGGCAAAGAAGUAAUUCUAACAGUGUGGACACGAGAAACAUCAAAUUUUCGAGACAAUCCGCCCCUUUAUCAAGACACAGAGAAUACAAAUACAAUCACAUGAUGUAUAAACAGUACUCGAAAAUACAAUAAGAUACAGAAAGAGUAGUAUUUUUGGUAGUAGUUGAAAUAACAACCAUAAACCCUUCGGCUGGCGUGGGCCGAAGGCUGUGGCUUACAUGACAUGACGUAUAAAGCCAUGUUCUAUGAUUGAAGGCUUUGUGAGCAACGGCCAAGACAUUUGAAAGUAUCCGAGGCGUGCAAAUGCCGAAGUGUUAAUGGACAUUUAUUUUGAAAUUCUACUUGACAUACAGGAUUGUAACUAAUAAUAAUAAGCGCAGAGUUCACUAACAAAAACACAAAAGUGAUGUGUUUAAUCAAAACCAUGUGCAGGGAAAAUGGUCCAUGUUAAAGCAAAAAAUUGUUCUUUUAUUCAUUUACAUAUACAUGCAUUUAUCUCGAGACAACUAUCCGGAGUCUUGCAGUUAAAAGUCAGAAUAUCAUAUUGGCAGAUCAGUGCAGUAAAAAAGUUUUUAGAUGUUUCACACAUCUUCUUUUCCUGAAAAAAAUGUGGGGAUGCGCUCAUAAUUGUAUAUGUGGCAGAUGUGCUUAUCAGGUCAAAUACAUCUACUUCACAUUUUAAGUGAUAAAUACACAUCAUUUUAAGAAACUUGACCAUUUCAAAGUUUAUGGUGAAGCUGUUAUUUAAGGUCCUGUCCUUAAUAUAUUGGUUAAUUUGAACUUUGCAUAGUCCUGUAGUAUAAUAAUGAUAGAUUAUGUAAUCAUGUUUAAUUACCAUCGUCUUUGUCAUACAGUUGUUUUGCCUUUUACCGACCGAGUAGUUUUUGUCCCUCGCCUAUCACUUGGAGUGGAUAUAACUCUAUUGAUGGGAGUAGAUAUAACUAUUGAUGGGAAUUGACUAUUUUCAGGUGUCCGUUGUCUGUCUCAGAAAAUUACUAUCAACAAACUGUAAAGUACAUAUUUUAUAAGUAUAGAUUACAUUAUCUUUGUACUAUUUCUGCAGAAAAUAUGAGAAUGCACUUCUUAUUGCGCUAAUGUGCUGUAAUUUGAAAAUUUGAGUACACCAAAAUUUAUACAUUUACAGUAUGUCAAAUUGCUUUGUGGCUGAUAAUAGGUAUAUCAUCACGUUUAGAGCCAGUUAAAUAACAUCCUUGUUUGUGGAAACCCUCGGCAGCUGGGGAUUUCUGUUUCAUCUAGAUCUCUUGUUGAACCUUCAGCAGUGUUACGCUGUGGCAUUUUUAGAAAUCUUGUACUUUAUCAUUCAUAAUGUUAAAUUUGUCUUAGGUUGUUGAUUUUUUUUCUGAUUUUACUCGGUGAUAAUGACAGCUUUUUUAAAUCAGAGUCUAAUCUGGACAAAUAUCCUUGAUGUAUUUAGGGUCCAAUUAAUAAUGUCUGUUUUUAUUUCCUAUCUCUGUUGGAUAGUUUCACUGUCCUUGGUAUUUAACUGAACUUUGGUUCUCUGUGAUAAUUCUUGACCGAGAAAGUUGGUUUUACCACAAAUGAAAUUCAGUAUAUUGUUUUAGGUUUAUGUGCAAAUUAUAUUUAUAUAUGGAUAUGUUUGCAAAUAUUAAAUAUAAUAACAUUUAGGUAUAUGUGCAAAAAUGUGUAAAUGUUUAGUUAUAUAUGAUCAAAUACUUCCAUUUGUGAACUGUCAUUAUCAAGAACAUGCUGUGUGAUCAAAUUCUCCGCCAGAAAAACUUUCAUUAUCAGAACAUCAGAACAUCUGUGUGAUCAAAUUCUUUGUAAGUGGAACGUUAACUGUCAUUAUCAGAACAUAUGUUGUGUAAUCAAAUCCUCCAUCAGUAAAUCUCUCAUUGUUAGAACUCUGUCAAUAAGAUUCUCAUUAUCAGAACAUUUAGAUUAUUCUGUAUAAUCAAAUUCUCCAUCAUUAUUAGGACAUCAGACCAUUCUGUAUGAUCAAAUUUUCCGUCAGAAGAUUUCUCAUUAUUAGAACAUAUGAACAUUCUUUAUGAUCAAACUAUCCUUCAGUAAAAUCCUUGUUAUCAAAACAUUCUGGAUGAUAAAAUUCUUUGUCAAUAAAACGCAUUCUAAGAACAUCAGAACAUUCUGUAUGAAAACUUUCCCAGUUGGUAAAAUUCUCAUUAUCAAAACAUCAGAACAUUCUGUAUGAUCAAAUUCUCUGUCAGUGAAACUUUCAUUAUCAGAACAUGUUUUCGUAUAUGCCUGCCGUUUCCAGAAAUUAAUGCUGUACUUUAGUUAAACUUUCAUUAUCUAUGAGUGUAACUAACAUUGUAGCUACCCUCUUUUUAUCGCAACUGUUCCAUCACAAUUAGAAAAACCAUGACAACCAGAAAAACUUGUGAAAAGGAUUGUAAAGUUUUAUGUUACCAAUCAAUUCAAUGAAUUGUGUAAAAUUUAUUUAGUGUUUUCAUUUUAAGACAAAGGUUUAUUAUUGAUAUUAUAUUAUCAGAUUGGCAAUUUUCCAGGCAUAAAAUGCUAUAUAACACAGUUAAAUGUGAUUGUUGACAAAACAACAGAAUAAUGUUGUGACAAAUGUGUCUCUGUGAUCGGAGUUCUGGGGAAUGUAUUAUGUGUCUGUCGUAUAAUGUUAUGUAAGUUGUGUAUGACUAAAUCUGGACUUAAAGGUUUUCUGCUUAUCUGGUUUUGUUGUGUUAUGUUUAACUUAUUAUAAUGUCUAUAAAUAUAAAUAUAUAUAAAAAAAAUCAAAUAAAACUUAACAACAAACUUUCUAGUGCUUCCACAGUUAUUGCUGCUCCUGCGGACAGUGUAUUUUUGAAAGGACAAGUUAUGAAAGUACGAGAAAGUUUGUCGUUAAGUUUUUUUUUGUACAUAUAUAUAUAUAUCCAACUCUACAUGGACACAAACUUUUUUCUCGCUCUAUAUAUAUAUAGUUUUGGUUAAGUGAGUACAUAGUAAGUCUAUGAAGUCAUAACCUGAUUCUACAGCGACAUCACAAAAUUAUAAAUUUGUAAAUCAAAGAUGGCCAAACUUUUUAACUUGUGCUGAAAUUCUUGGUAUUGAAAACACAAUGGAUUUUGUCUUGGGCAGGAAAAUUAAAUCAUCACUGGUCCUUCAGACAAGUUUGGGUUUUUAAGUACAUGUCCAAAAAUGAGAGUCUAGGUCAACUGAAUUAGUAGUAUCUUGAAUAACUUUAAGGAAAGGGUAAAAAUUACAAAAAAAAUUUGCACUUGCUAAUUGGGCAUGUAGUCACCAGAUACUUUGGCCCUUGGGGACUUCGGACCUAGGAUUUUUCUUGACCUGUUGUUCCUCAUGAUUAGGCUCUUUAAAAAUUGAAAGUUAGUUUUGUAUAAAAAUUACUAAUAAGAUUUAAAAGUACGAUUCAUAUAAUUUUUUAUCAAAGAAACUAGAUUGGUGUAUUGAAGUAAAGCUUUAAUAAAAAGGACAAUGGUAUUGUUGAAUAAAGUGACUCCCGAGUCUUGGUGUUGUUUGUAAGUGACUCCAGGGUCUAAUGUUGUGUGUAAGUGACUCCAGGGUAUUUUGUUUUGUGAAAAUGUAGCUCCUGAGUUCACAGGGCCAAGUGUUGUCUGUGGUGUGGAAUACAGAUUUUAAUAUUAAUAUGUGGUAUUGUUUCCAUGAUCUGAGGUUGUGUUUCAGUGACUCGCUGGCCUAUUGUUGUGUGUAAGGUACUCCCAGAGGGCCUAGUGUUAUGUGAAAAUGUAUCUCCUGUUUGCCCAGUGACUAUUGUUCUGUGAAAGAAACUCAAGGGUCUAGUGUUGUGUGUAAGUGACUCCAGGGUCUAGUGUUGUGUGUAAAUGACUCCAGGGUCUAGUGUUGUGUGUAAGUGACUCCAGGGUCUAGUGUUGUGUGUAAAUGACUCCAGGGUCUAGUGUUGUGUGUAAGUGACUCCAGGGUCUAGUGUUGUGUGUAAGUGACUCCAGGGUCUAGUGUUGUGUGUAAAUGACUCCAGGGUCUAGUGUUGUGUGUAAGUGACUCCAGGGUCUAGUGUUGUGUGUAAGUGACUCCAGGGUCUAGUGUUGUGUGUAAGUGACUCCAGGGUCUGGUGUUGUGUGUAAGUGACUCCAGGGUCUGGUGUUGUGUGUAAGUGACUCCAGGGUCUGGUGCUUUGUGUAAGUGACUCCAGGGUCUAGUGUUGUGUGUAAGUGACUCCAGGGUCUAGUGUUGUGUGUAAGUGACUCCAGGGUCUAGUGUUGUGUGUAAGUGACUCCAGGGUCUGGUGUUGUGUGUAAGUGACUCCAGGGUCUGGUGUUGUGUGUAAGUGACUCCAGGGUCUGGUGUUGUGUGUAAGUGACUCCAGGGUCUGGUGUUGUAAGUGACUCCAGGGUCUGGUGUUGUAAGUGACUCCAGGGUCUAAUGUUGUGUGUAAGUGACUCCAGGGUCUAGUGUUGUGUGUAAGUGACCCCAGGGUCUAGUGUUGUGUGUAAGUGACUCCAGGGUCUAGUGUUGUGUGUAAGUGACUCCAGGGUCUGGUGUUGUGUGUAAGUGACUCCAGGGUCUAGUGUUGUGUGUAAGUGACUCCAGGGUCUGGUGUUGUGUGUAAGACACUCCAGGGUCUAGUGUUGUGUGUAAGUGACUCCAGGGUCUAGUGUUGUGUGUAAGUGACUCCAGGGUCUGGUGUUGUAAGUGACUCCAGGGUCUGGUGUUGUGUGUAAGUGACUCCAGGGUCUGGUGUUGUGUGUAAGUGACUCCAGGGUCUGGUGUUGUGUGAAAGUGACUCCAGGGUCUAGUGUUGUGUGUAAGUGACUCCAGGGUCUAGUGUUGUGUGUAAGUGACUCCAGGGUCUGGUAUUGUGUGUAAGUGACUCCAGGGUCUUGUGUUGUGUGUAAGUGACUCCAGGGUCUAGUGUUGUGUGUAAAUGACUCAAGGGUCUGGUGUUGUGUGUAAGUGACUCCAGGGUCUAGUGUUGUGUGUAAAUGACUCCAGGGUCAGGUGUUGUAAGUGACUCCAGGGUCUAGUGUUGUGUGUAAGUGACUCCAGGGUCUAGUGUUGUGUGUAAGUGACUUCAGGGUCUAGUGUUGUGUGUAAGACACUCCAGGGUUUAGUGUUGUGUGUAAGUGACUCCAGGGUCUGGUGUUGUGUGUAAGUGACUCCAGGGUCUAGUGUUGUGUGUAAGUGACUCCAGGGUCUAGUGUUGUAAGUGAAUCCAGGGUCUGGUGUUGUAAGUGAAUCUACAGUCUAGUGUUGGUGACCCAGGUCCUUUUUAAUUUGUUGUGUACAAAUGUGUCUGUUGUGUUGCCAGAUUCUAGUGGUGGGUGUUCGUAACACACAACCUUGACUGUAAUGUGUAUCUGUUACUCCAGGCUCUAGUGUUACCGCUUUCUAGAGAACAUUUUAAUACAGUAUACGUGGGUGAGAUUAUAUAAAUAUGUUGUGAUAGUGACAGCUUGUAAUGCUAGUAUUGUAAUCAUUAUUUGAUAUUUGUUGUUCCAUAUUUGAGUAUAUUACUAUUAUCAUAAGAUUUGAAGGGAAAAGUUUGAAUAAAAGGGAAAAAAUCAUGAAAAUUGCCAAUCUUAUGGUUUUUAAAAAUGUUUCAUGAUCAUUUUCAAUAGACUUUUCUAUUUAAUUGUUUAUUUCAAUAUCCACUGAUGUGAUAACACACAAGAACAAAUUAGUUGAUACUUUAUAACAGGGUAAUGUAAUUUAGCCUAAUGCUGUAUUUUUUUUUUCUGAAGCCGAUGUCAUAACUUCAAAUAAAAUCUGGUCAUUUUGAUUUUCCUUGCUUGAUUUGUCAUUGGCCAAAAUAUACAGAAGGCAUGUUAAAAGUGUUGUGAAAUGCUCAAUCAGUUGUUUUCAAUAGUCAUAGUUGAGCAGGAUAUCAAAGUAAGAAACAGAUGUGCUGUUUAUAGAAUAUUUUUGUUACUGCGAAUAUUUUUUUGAGGGGACUCCAAGAGAUUACAUCCAGCUUUUAUUGGCUCACCUGACCGAAAGUUAACUGAGCUUAUGCCGUGGUGUGGUAUCCAUCCGUUUCUUCUCAAAACUGAAGAUCACAGAAUUAAGAUACUUGGCUAGUAAGUUUUUGGUAUGAAGACCAAAAAAGGAAGGACCUUGACCCAUAUUCAAGCUCACCCGGGUCAAAAUUGUUGAAACGAUUAAAAUAACUUCUUUUCAGUUAUUAAAUAUCAUAAAAUGAAGAUAUUUAGCUUGCAGUUUCCUGAUAUGAACUUCGACAAAUUUUUGGUAAAGAAAUGACCUUGACCAAAGAUUCAAGGUCACAGAUGUCAAAGCUGUUGAUUCACUUCAACAACUUCUAAAUAACUUCUGAUUAAGCAAAGUCCCGCAAUUGUAAUUUUUAGCUAUAGGUUGUGGGGUAUAAAGCCAAACAUAUUUAGAUUCUCCUGGUUUACUAAAAGGCCUAAAAUCUAGACGUUUAACUACUUUCUUCCUGGGAUGGAAUCUCUUGUAUAGUUUGUGAAAUAGAAACGACCUUGACCGCUGCUCGAUGCCAUCUUAGCUUAAUCACCAAAACAUCUUUUGAUUAUCUUAAAUGCCUUGAAUCAUUAAAGUAGUGAAUAACAGGUGAACGAUGAAGGCCCUUUGGGCCUUAUUUUAUUCAAGUUUUCAUUAUUCUUUGAGUGAAAACACAAAGGGCUUGCCUUGAGAUUCAAAAUGAUGAACCUGAUUUAGUUUUUUUUCUGAACAUAGCACUUUAUUACAGAAUACAAAGAUACCAGUUAUGGAGUCAAAAUAGGGCUGAAUAUUACGAGAAAGAAUUUUUACGUAACGUGUAAUAACUUGCUUUACCACUUGGAUCACUACUGUAUAGUGAGAGUUUGUGGGGUGAUAUAAGACAGAACACUAGUUAUCCUGAGAUGUUGAUACUUCUUAUUGUAAAGUGAUGAAUACAUGUAUGUGGACUUCGUUAACACUAUGAUUAACAUUGCUGUUUUCAACAUCUAUUUUUAGCAAUAAAUUCGGUUUGUGUUUA